GAGUGCCACAUAAAAAUAUAUUUCCACUUUUGGCGCCUUAUUUAUAUUUUGUAUAUUUUAUUUUCUUGGAAUGAAAUCUCCAACCACCUUGGGAUUAUAAAACUAUAAAAUGCCAUUGCACCCUAUUUCUCUUCUUCUUCAUCAUUUUUUUUUUACAUUUUUUCUUUUAUACUUUUUCUACCUGAAAUGAAAUCUCCCGCAGUUGAAGGAUCUACUUCUCGUUUUUAUCUCUGAUUCUCCAACUUCUAACUGUCACAAAAAUCUUGUAUUUCAAUUCUUUACCCUUUUUUUUCUCUCCAAUUUUCUUCAUCUUUAACCAAACAUGGACUCUUCUUCUAAUCUCAAUUUCCCAUUCACAAUUUCAUGUACACCCACUAAGUUAAAUCCUCAAUUCUGUCCCCAAAAACCAACCUUUCUCACUUUUAUGAAGUACCCAUCUUCUUUCUUGACGAUUUCAUCGAUACCCACCAAGCCAAAUCCUCAAUCUUGUAGUAAAAAUCCAAUCUUUUUCACUUCUAUCCGAUGUUCGAGAAAUAUAAGACAUGGGUUGUCAUCAGUUUCUUGCUUGAUUAUGGAAGAAGCGCCAUUGGAUGAGAGGUUAAGUGUUGUUGACAAAGUUCGUAGUUUAUCUUUGGAAUUUAGGUCCUUAUCAGAACCAAUUGAUAGAGUGAAAAGGUUGUUACACUAUGCAAGUAUUCUCCCUCCAUUAUGUGAGUCAGCUAGGGUUCAAGAAAAUCGAGUUUUGGGUUGUACAACACAGGUGUGGUUAGAGGUGAGGAUGAAUAGUAGAGGUUCUAUGAAUUUUAGUGUAGAUAGUGAUUCUGAAAUUACUAAAGGGUUUUGCUCUUGCUUGAUGUGGGUGUUUGAUGGGGCAGAACCAGAGGAAAUUCUGAGUGUUACGGCAGAGGAUUUGGGAGAUAUGAAUGUGGGGCUGCCUAAAAAGGGUCGCUCAAGAGUUAAUACUUGGCAUAAUGUGUUGUUCAGUAUGCAGAAUAGGACUAAAGAUUGUGUUCAAGAAAGGAAGAGAGCUUUGUCUUUGGAAGAUCUUCAUUCUUUAGUCAUUAGACCUCAUGAACAUGUUGGUGGGCCUAGUGCCAAUGGAAGUUACCUGGAAUCUGAGCCUAAGUGCAGUUUCGAAGUCAAAUGAUUCUCAGCCAAGCUUUGUCCAUGGUUGGAUGAAUCUGCUAGAGUUUCACCAUUUUCUUCUUUUGUUACUGAUAAGGCUUUUGUUCUCCACUUUGCACCUGAGGCAACUUCCUUCUCAUUCUUUAUCCUUGCUUUUCACAGGUAGAAAUCUUGUUCUUAUCCUUUACUUUAAGUACGUUGCGACUGAUACUCCAUAUUGCAAACCUUACAAACUAACAUUCCAUUCUAACUUCUAAGUACUUUCCUUUUCUAUAUUUGCAGAUUUUACAACUAACAUGCCAUUCUAAAUAUAAUUCUUUGUACACGUUGCAUAGAAUUGAAUUCGCAGGGCCAAUGAAGCAGAUGAUCGUUGAUAUCAUUUUUGUACUGAGUUGCCUCUUUCAAGGCAUUCAUUGAAGAUGAUCCAUGGACUUCUCCCUGUGGCAUAAGUUGUUGAUAUAAUCUUUGUUGUAUUUUGUAUUAGCAACCAACUAGUUUAGUUUUUUUUCUUCUUAGAUGUAAGACAAAUAUCUUUUGGAAGAGAAAUUUCCAAAUGAGUAUUCUCUAUUUUCAAAUUCAUACAUUGGAGUGAUAACUGAUUUAACACUUGCACUUUUGAAACUAGGAAGGGAGGGAUUGCUUUGUAAAGACUAUAAGUUCGGCGAAAAUCAGAGGGAUUGCUUUGUAAAGACAGUUGGGAGAAAAUCAUUCUUCAAUACCUAAAGAAAAGUGAUAUUUUAGUUACUCUAUGCUGAA
Messenger RNA from Solanum lycopersicum (tomato), 1881 nucleotides. Its product is annotated as sufE-like protein 2, chloroplastic. Lineage: Eukaryota; Viridiplantae; Streptophyta; Magnoliopsida; Solanales; Solanaceae. The record is from RefSeq and is a predicted model, not a curated record.